Malania oleifera is the source of this 1043-nucleotide messenger RNA. RefSeq lists its product as uncharacterized. Bases 294 to 800 code for a protein of 168 amino acids. The transcript is spliced from 4 exons. The record is from RefSeq and is a predicted model, not a curated record. Lineage: Eukaryota; Viridiplantae; Streptophyta; Magnoliopsida; Santalales; Ximeniaceae.
UCUCUCUCUCUCUCUUCAAUGCUUGAAUUUGCACAUGUGGUUGGUGCAGCUGCAGCAAUCAGCUCAGAGAUCAUGUGCUAGACGGAUAAGGUUCUCCAGAUAUUUUCUCCGAAGAAAAGUUUAAGGGCUCUGGUUGAUAUAUUGAUCGAUAUUUUCUGGACCCACAUUCCGCCUCUCUCCUUUGAUUUUUGAAAUAAAUUGCCCUUUCCUUUCCCCGAUCUCUCCAAGCUCAAGAACAAAAGAGUAGGUACAGAGAGAAUCAUAUCAUCGUCAUCUUCAUCAUCGUCGGAGAAAUGGAGAAUUGUAAUUGCAGGAAGGUGAGGCCAAACAGGAGCGACGCUCACCUGUCGAUGGAGGCAGAGACCAAAAUCGAGGAGGAGACGAGAGAGUACUUUGACGGCGUCGUUCCCAAGCGCCAUACCAAGCCUCAGCGCAGCGAGUACUCUUCCAAUUACGCCGACGCUCUCUCCAAUUGCAAUCAAAUUCCCGAAUAUGACGAAUUCCAACGCCUCGAAAGUGAUCCCAAGAAACUAGUUUACAGCGGAAGCGAAACGCCGGAGGAAUUCGUGGAGACGGAGUACUACAAGGAUCUCAACUGCAUUGACAAGCAACACCACACGACGGGAACAGGGUUCAUCAAGAUGGAGAAUGCCAACGGGAAAUGCUUCAGCCUGGCGCCGGAUUCUGCCACCGGCUGCCACGGCUCCGGCAGGGGAAACCCGGCCACCAACGAUUGGAUUCCGGUCACCGCCGAUUUGGGAACUGUUGUUUCUGACAAACCCAAGAGGAGUGACAAUUGAAAAGCCAUGGAUGGAAAGCUAGAUUUUGCACAUCUGCUGUGCAUUCUCUAUUAGUUACUUUCUAUGGAGUUCUCAGUGUUUGAAAUUAAGCGUAACACUAGUUUGAAAUAAAUUAAGCUAGAUUGUUUGUGUUUUGUGGGUUUCUUAGUUAUGUUUUAGCUCUAGUUUUCCAAAGUACUUUGGUAAUGUUUGUGUAUGAAUUUUGAGAUUUUAUUAGAAUUGGAUGUGUAGAUUUUGAUAAAA